GCUUAUCUCAGUACUGUCAACUAAACCGGUCUGUUAAACCAGUUCUUUUGUCAUUCAUCGGCGGACUCCGUUGAGGGCUUGUGUGGACUUUAAAUAGCCUUCAGUAAAAAUCACGGUAGUUUGCACAUGACUUGACAAAACUGCCGUCAUGAAUCGGACGCUUCUGCGGAUUUUGCUUCUCACAGUGCUGUGUUCGUUUGCGCGAAAUGAAACGAUCAAUCCAGCUAUCGCUGAUGAGCAGCUGCUCUGGGUCGGUGGUCAAACUGGAGAAGUUCACACCUACAGAAUUCCCCUGCUCACCUUCACAACUAAAGGAAGUCUCCUGGCUUUCGCAGAGGCCCGGAAGCUGUCCUUCAAAGACAUCGGAGCCAAGUUCAUAGCUUUACGACGCUCAGCAGACAGAGGAGCCACCUGGUCUCCCACCUCAUUCAUAGUGGAUGAUGGUGCUCUAGCAGAUGGGUUGAAUUUAGGUUCGGUUGUUGUGGAUGAAGAGACUGGUGCUGUGAUACUCAUCUACUCAUUGUGUUUCCACCGUUAUCACUGCAAGCCCUCCAGGACCAUGAUGGUGCAGAGCUUAGAUGACGGGUUGACCUGGAGCGCCCCACGAAACCUUGACCAUCAACUGGGGGUCAUGAGUUUUGCUCCGGGACCAGGCUUCGGUAUACAGAAACGUCAUCCACCUGCAGUUGGGCGUCUGGUGGUGUGUGGCCACGGCAGCAUCGCUGGAGACGGAGUGUUUUGCAUCCUGAGUGACGAUCAUGGAAACACAUGGAGAUACGGAGCUGAACUGAAGAGCAUCCCCUACAACCAGCGCAAAAACAACCUUGACUUUGAACCAGAUGAGUGUCAGCCAGUGGAGCUGGAUGACGGCAGCAUCAUGAUUAAUGUGCGCAACAAUAAAAACUAUCACUGCCACUGUCGUAUGGUUGUACGCAGUCUGGAUGGAGGAGAGUCUCUGCCGGUGGAGCACCUGGUGUUUGAUCACACGCUGGAGGAUCCUUCGGUUGCAGCUGGAGCUUUAGUGAAGGAAGGAGUGCUUUACUUCACCAACCCAGCCAACACUAACAGCAGAGUGAACCUCACUCUUCGCUGGUCUCUGAAUCACGGGAAAUCAUGGGUGAAAGAUACUCUGAAGAUCUGGGCCGGGCCAAGUGGAUACUCUUGUAUGACGUCACUUAAAGGCAAUGAAACUGCGGAUCAUAAAUACAUCUAUGUCAUCUUUGAGAAAGGCCAAAAAGACUAUUAUGAGUCCAUCUCCUUUGUAAAAAUUGACCUGUACAGCAACCAAUGAAGAAAGUCACUGACGAGCUGUUUUAUUUUAGAAAAAGAAGAAGCUUGAUCAAGUUGCUCAAUUUUGAAAAUGAAUAUAUAGCUUUCAUUAGCUGGUGAAAUUAAUUGUCAGUCUUGGCUUCUUGAUUUUUUAAAAUAUUGUUUUAAUUUGUCUUACCACAUUUUCUUUAAUAAUAAAAAAAUAAAAUAAUUAAAUAAAAAAAACAUGAUAUAUAUUCAUUGUUUUUAUUUUUUAACCUCAAAGCAACUAAUUAAAUUUUUACAUAAAUAAGUGUUAUUCUUUUUAAUCAAACUAAUAAAUAAAUAAAUGAAAAGACUUGUCCAAACCAAUCUAAAUAGUGAACUCUGCUAGGAAAAAAAAGACAUGAAAAUUGCAAGAUGAAAAUGCAUUUUGUGACUAUGGCCAGAGUCCAUAGACAGAUCUCCUAUUUCAAAACAAAUUACUAAAACAAUUAUAAAUUAUACAUUCACAAUGUCUAAAGUUAUUUUAAAAAUUGUUAGAAUUUAUGUUGAUUUUGAAAUAAUUAUUAAGGUAGAAUUGUGUGUGUGUGUGUGUGUAAGUAUGUGAGCGUGUUCUGCAUUUUAAAAUAAAUAAAGUUUUGAUCUGACCAAAGAAUUAGGUUAAUGUGAACCAAGCAAUGUCACUCUUCCAUCUUUUAUAUUGACCAUAGUAAAUGAGGUCACUAGCUACAGAAGUCCAGCAGAUUGGUGGCCGAUUGGAUAUAGAGAAAACAAAGCACUACUCCUUAAAGCUGCAUUGCUGAUUUUAUUAAAUGCAGAAAACAAGACACAGCUAAUUUAAAAACAAAAAUAUUAGAAAAAAACAACCAACACAAUAACCGUUUAUUUACUGAGAAUCUUCUGACAUCUCAGUUUUCAAUUAAGAACCAAAUUUACAAAUUACCACUACUAGUAAUAGCAAAAAUUACUGAAUUACAGCUAAACAAUAGCCCAAAAACAUACUGGACACUUAAGCCACAAUUGAAAAUGUACAAAUGUAGGCUAUGUAGAUUCUAAAGCAAAAUAUCAAAGCAAAUGCAAUUUUGUUGAAAGAAACAAAGCCCAGGCACACUUCCACAAAAACAUUUUUUUUUUUAAAUUUCAAAAUAUGAAGCUAUACACAAAUUACAGACCCAUUUCUAAUAUUCCGUUUAUGUCUAAAAUUUUAAAGUUGUAUCUGCUCAACUGUGUUUUCAGUCAGGUUUCAGGCCCUAUCAUAGCACAGAAACUGCACUUGUUAAAAUCACUAAUGACUUCUUGCAUCAGACCAAGGCUGCAUCUCGUUGCUAGAUUUACUUGAUCUUAGUGCUGCAUUCAACACUACAGAUCAUGACAUACUAAUAGAUCGACUACAAAACUAUGCGGGUAUCCAAGGGCAGGCUUUAAGAUGGUUUAGAUCCUACCUGUCCGAUCGCUACCACUUUGUUUUCUAAACGGAGAGUCAUCUCAAUUAUCACCAGUAAAGUAUGGAGUGCCACAAGGAUCUGUCCUAGGUCCUCUGCUAUUUUCAAUAUACAUGCUGCCCCUUGGUAAUAUUAUUAGAAAAUACAGGAUUAGUUUCCAUUGUUAUGCUGAUGAUACUGAACUACAUAUCUUAACAUGACCAGAUGAAACUUCUAAAUUAUCGAAGUUAACAGAGUGUGUUAAAAAUGUAAAAGAUUGGAUGACCAAUAAUUUUCUCUUAAGACAGAGAUAUUACUUAUUGGACCAAAAAACAGAAUCACAGAAUCUCUUGGCUUACAAUUUACAACUAGACAGAUGAACUGUUACUUCCACUACAGUCAAAAGUCUGGGUGUUAUAUUAGACAGCAACUUGCCUUUUGAAAAUCACAUUUCUCAUGUUACAAAAACAGCAUUCUUCCAUCUUAGAAACAUUGCCAAGCUACGAAACGUUACCUGUUUCUGACGCAGAAAAGCUAGUUCAUGCAUUCAUGACCUCUACACUGGACUAUUGUAACGCACUACUAGGUGGUUGUCCUGCAUCUUCUAUAAACAAGCUACAGGUAGUCCAAAAUGCAGCUGCUAGAGUCCUUACCAGGUCAAGAAAAUAUGAUCAUGUUACCCCAAUUUUAAAGUCUCUGCACUGGCUACCUACUGUAUUAGGUUCCGCAUCAGCUACAAAAUAUUACUUCUUACCUAUAAGGCCCUUAAUGGUUUAGCUCCUGCGUACCUAACUAGUCUUCUACCACGCUACAAUCCAUCACGCUCCCUAGGUCGCAAAACUCUGGACUUUUGGUAGUUCCUAGGAUAGCAAAGUCCACUACAGGAGGUAGAGCUUUUUCACAUUUGGCUCCCAAACUCUGGAACAGCCUUCCUGAUAACGUUCAGAAAUCAGACACACUCUCUCUGUUUAAAUCUAGAUUAAAGACUCAUCUUUUUAGCCAAGCAUUCGAAUAAUGCAUCUCAUAAACUUUUACUGCAGUUAUAUCUGAUCAAAUGCACAUUAUUAAUCUUUUAGGUCUGGUUGAACAAAUCUUUCUUUGCUUGGUUUGAACAGCAGCUACGCUAAUUAUGUUCCUAUUUGUUCUCUGUUUUUGCCAUGGGAUUGACAUCCCGUGGUAACUAGGAAUUCACAAGCUUCUGGAUCCAGAACACUUAAGAAGAGAUGAUGCCAACCCCACAGAGGACUUAAGAUGAUGCCAACCCUGAAACAACAUACAGCACUACAGAAUUCUGCUACUAAUUUAUAGUGUUCUUUGUCUGUUUGAUUACAACAUUAAUUGAUCUUUAUCACACAUCUCUGCCA
This is a messenger RNA of Labeo rohita (rohu), 4036 nucleotides long. Its product is annotated as sialidase-1-like. The record is from RefSeq and is a predicted model, not a curated record. Gene Ontology annotation, cellular component: cytoplasm; lysosome; membrane. Gene Ontology annotation, molecular function: exo-alpha-sialidase activity. Gene Ontology annotation, biological process: oligosaccharide catabolic process; ganglioside catabolic process. The coding region runs from base 149 to 1291 and encodes 380 amino acids. The transcript has 6 exons. NCBI's taxonomy places the organism in Eukaryota, Metazoa, Chordata, Actinopteri, Cypriniformes, Cyprinidae.